Messenger RNA from Vicia faba (fava bean), 411 nucleotides. The record is from the annotation of a GenBank genome assembly. Lineage: Eukaryota; Viridiplantae; Streptophyta; Magnoliopsida; Fabales; Fabaceae.
AUGGGGGUGGAAGGCCGAAGGAACAAUAUUCCAGUGAGAAAUAAUGAUAAGACCGGAUUUGGAGGAUCAAGAUUUCAAGCUUUGGAAAAUGAAGAUAUUGCUUUAAAUGGCAAUGAUAAUACAAUUAAUGCUAAAGUUAUUGUUAUAACUGAAGGUUUAAAUAUGAGGAAUGUUCACACUGAGUCCACUUUUGGAAUAAACUCAGAAAAAGAAAUAAUUAAUGAUGAGACACAUGAUGUUAUUCAGGAGGUGUUUGGUGAAGAAGGGAAAUCUCCAAAUAAUAAUGUUAGAGAUAUGAUGAGGUGGCGAGAUGUUAUUGGGGAACAUAAUAAAGUGAUCAAUCAAAAGAAAAUGAAGGUUGUUAUGGCUGGUAGUGGAGGUAGGAGACAUAUUCAGGAGAUGCUGGAAUAA